GGGGCCAAGUAAAUUUGUUUAUCGUGCAUAUUGUUACAUAGGACAGUGUAAAAAUAAGUAGGUAUGCUCCAAAGCUCAAACGACGUCGAUCAUUCGGUGCUUAGUAGACACACGUGACAUGUGCACUUUAUUUUUAGUUAGUCUCCUUGUUUCUGUAAUCGUUUUAGCCCUAACGUAUAUGGUUAAUAUCUUCAAGAGGCCGUCGAAUUAUCCACCAGGUCCUCCUUGGACACCUAUACUAGGUAAUGGACCAGAGCUAAAGAAGCUAUCGAAGGCCCUUGGUGGUCAACACUUGGCCUUUGCAAAACUAAGUGAACAGUAUGAAACGGAUGUGCUAGGACUGAAGCUGGGAGGGGAACUCGUUAUUGUGGUUACUUCCUAUUGGACGGCUAGGGCAGUGCAACUGUCUGAGGACUAUGAAGGUAGACCGAAGAAUUUUUUCAUGAAACUGAGAUCUGCAGGAACUGAAAAAGGUAUAACUGGUACUGAUGGAGAACUAUGGCGCAUCCAGAGAAACUUCGUGAAAAUUCACCUCAGAAAACUCGGUUUCGGGAAAAAAUCCAUGGAACAGAAAAUUCAAGACGAAGCUUCCGAGAUCCUGACCUUACUUCAAGAAAAUGAAGGAAAGUCGAUUCAAACGAGCCCUAUCCUGGCGAUAUCGGUGCUAAAUAUCAUAUGGGCGCUUAUCAGCGGUUCGAGACUGAGACGUGAUGACCCCCAACUCGCCAGGCUCUUGUACCUGUUCGACUUGCGUUCUGAGGCCUUCGACAUGGCAGGAGGUCUCCUGAACCAGUUCCCGUGGCUCAGGCUGAUCGCCCCGGAGAAGUCUGGGUACCGGCUCAUCGUGCGGAUGAACGACGAGCUCAGAGCGCUGAUGAGCACGGCGAUCAAAAGGCACCACGAGACUUGGACGGAGGGCAGGGAGGACGAUCUGAUCUAUUCUUUCAUCAGCGAGAUGAGGAAGGCCGAUGGCAAAGAGACUACUUUUACAGAUGAUCAGCUGAUAAUGGUUUGUCUCGAUUUGUUUUUGGCUGGAUCUCAAACAACAAGUAACACCAUAGAUUUUGCAUUACUGAUGAUGAUUCUGCAUCCAGACAUUCAAAAUAAAGUACAUUCCAGCUUGAGUGACGAAUUCGGUAAAAAUGAAGAAAUCAAUUUCAGUGAUAGAAAUAGAGUUCCUUAUGUUGAAGCGGUGAUAUUUGAAGUCGAGAGACUCUACCAAGUCGUACCAAUAAGUGGACCAAGACGGGUAUUGAGAGACACAAAAUUGAAAGGUUACAGUAUCCCUAAGGAUACAACAGUAUUAAUUAGUUUAUAUUCAUCACACAGUAGCGAAGAAUUCUGGAAAGAUCCAGAAGUUUUCAGACCUGAAAGGUUUUUGGAUGAAAAUGGAAGACUGUCCAUUCCUGAUAGGCUAAUGACAUUUGGUUUAGGUAAAAGGAGAUGUCUAGGAGAAAUCUUAGCCAAAACUUCAAUAUUUUCAUUUUUCUGCACAAUCAUGAGAAAUUACCGGAUAUCAUCUCCGUCGGAUUGUGAAAAGCCUACUGGAAGACCUAUUCCAGGGAUCACCUUCAAAGCCGAAAAAUACAAAGCUGUGUUCACAAAGUUAUGAAAGACAAUGUAUAUAGAUCAUUUAUAUGUAUAAGUAAUAUAUACGGCUGAUUCUUGUUUGUUGGU
Molecule: messenger RNA, 1677 nt
Organism: Phaedon cochleariae (mustard beetle)
Lineage: Eukaryota; Metazoa; Arthropoda; Insecta; Coleoptera; Chrysomelidae
Source: the annotation of a GenBank genome assembly